This is a messenger RNA of Prorocentrum cordatum, 630 nucleotides long. NCBI's taxonomy places the organism in Eukaryota, Dinophyceae, Prorocentrales, Prorocentraceae. The record is from the annotation of a GenBank genome assembly.
AUGGUGGCCGUGGUCGUCGCGGUCCUGGGGUUGGCGGUGGUGCAGAUGCCGUCCGCGGACCCUCCGUGGGGCGCCGCCCUCGCGGUGGCCGUGGCGCCCGGCGCGGCGCCGGUCGGUGUGCAGGUCGACGCCAUGGCCGCGUUCGCCUCCAUGCAGGCCUGCGCGCCGGGGCCCGUCGUGGCCGGGCUGCCGAUCGGGGCGCUGGGCGCAGCGCGGCCGGCGCAGCCCCAGGCGGACCCGUCGCUCCUCAUACUGAGCACGUCCCCGCAGGCCGCGCGGGGACAGGGGCCGCGGCCGCGGCCGCGGGGCGACGAAGGAGCGCCCGCUCAGGGGCCAGCCGCGCCAGCCGCGGCGCUGCCCGUGCCUCCGGCGGCAUCGUGUGAGGCCUCCCCGAGGGCAUCCCCGAGCCGGGGCCGGGCCGCGCCCGAGCUGGCCGCGUCGCCCGUGAGCGUGCGGAACACCUUCGUGGACUUCCCGGUGGAGAGGUCGCCGUCGCUCGACAGCUUCUUCGAGGAGCGCCGGGUGAGGUCCAGCCCGACCAGCCCGGUAUCGAAGGGCCAGCAGCCGAACAGGUUCGGCAUGUGCAGCACCCCCACGGACAGCGCGCCACCAUCACCAAGAGCAGCCGAG